This is a messenger RNA of Marasmius oreades (fairy-ring Marasmius), 1470 nucleotides long. RefSeq lists its product as uncharacterized. The record is from RefSeq and is a predicted model, not a curated record. Bases 1 to 1470 code for a protein of 489 amino acids. NCBI's taxonomy places the organism in Eukaryota, Fungi, Basidiomycota, Agaricomycetes, Agaricales, Marasmiaceae. The transcript has 4 exons.
AUGAACUGGUGGCCAUGGAUUCCAAACUCUUUCGUCCAGAGAGGGAUCAAUCAAUGGUCAGGGCAACCUGUGGGCAAGAUGUGCAACGAAAUACCUCUAAGAGAACAUAUUACAUCUCUUGUUAACUUCAAAGACAACUUACUCUUAUCUCUCAACCCCUUCCACGAUGUUGUGGAAUGGAAUAAUGUAGGAAGACCUCGACCAGCGGCUUUAUCAAUGCGUUUCUUACGGAUGCCCUCCAUUCUCAGAUAUACCUUCAUAUCCAUGUGGUGGACGACUUCAACGGCGCUCCAUCUUGAGCCAGCUCCUCCCCUCACCGUCCCUGUAAAUCAGCCCCAAAUUUUCACUUGGAUUCGCGACGACGACGACGACGACGUUCCAUCGAGUGUCACUGCAAUUGCGGUCAAUAGCAGCCCGACUCAAUCCUCUAAGGACAACGAGGACUUUGUCGGUUCCAGGAUGUUUGCACCUGCUGACAUUCGUUUCCGACUCCUGAUACAUCUCGGUGGCGGAGAUGACGAGGAUGACGAGGACGACAAACCAAGAAAUGGGACCGUUACACUGACUUUCCCCAGUGCAACGUCAUUUUCGAUUGUAGCAAAGAAAGGGAAGCCCCCUGGACAGAAAGUGUUACAUACUUUUAGUGGAACAGUGGUAGCGACUGUUAGCACCGGAACAACCUCCACCACCGCCUCCACCACAACGCAAGCACAAUCCGCCUCAUCUACAAACACCGCCCUUUCAACUCCUGGCAGCAGCAGUUCAGCGUCAAGCACGGUAAAUGGGCCAGCGCAGGCUGGCACUCCAACAUCUACGGGUGCCACUACAGAGACUUCCGUGAUUUCCACUUCGUCCGCAUUAACAAGCCCCGUAUCGACGAUUCCUUUGGGUACCGCGGUAAAAACAGGGGAAAACAAUAAAGCCGUUAUACUAGGCUGUGCGCUCGGGGGUAGCAUGUUCAUCUUGGUCUCCCUCCUUCUCCUUUUCGCAUGGCGACAACGGCGUCAUAGGAAAGGUAGAUCAAGAGACACGAUGAGUAGGACCAGCUCGAUCAUGUUCUAUCGAGAUGAAAUGGUACGGGCUAUCGCUAGACGCCUAACAUUCCGGAAAGAAGAUCCCACUGAAGACACCUCGUCGUCUACAGCAACUUUUACGGGGAGUUUCAAGGAAAAACAGGCUCGGAAUUCUAUGAGCCUAGCAGGUUUAGAUGUUCUUGAAAAACAUGAUGUUAAUCCUCUUGCACCGACAGAACCGAAAGAUGCCUUUUGGGCCCGAACGGAUAGGCAAAUGGAAAUAGAGCAGAAGAUCAUCGAAUUACAGUCUCGAUUGAUUUCGGCGUCCCCCCUUGAGAAAGACUGGAUAAUGGAUAGAGUUAAGAAAUUAAAGGAGCUUAGAAAUUCGGAUUGGGCGUAUGGGAGAGAUGGGGCCGAGGUCCCAGAGGUGAUGAGGGGUUGGAAUAGUGUUCCCUGA